Physella acuta is the source of this 5423-nucleotide messenger RNA. RefSeq names its product transforming acidic coiled-coil-containing protein 3. Gene Ontology annotation, cellular component: cytoplasm. The record is from RefSeq and is a predicted model, not a curated record. Lineage: Eukaryota; Metazoa; Mollusca; Gastropoda; Physidae. Gene Ontology annotation, biological process: mitotic spindle organization.
GGUGGCGGAAAAUUCAAAAUUCGUCGACCUCAUACUCAUAGCCUACUCAUAGGCCUUGUUUAUGUACCGAUUGGUGUUGGCCUAAAUGUUUGUAACUUCACACCAUUGAAGAUGGAUGUUACUGAUGAAAAUAAACCUGACCACUGUUCCAAGCUUCAAGUGAUACAUAGGACAUCAAGUCAAUCACCAUUAAAACCUGUAAAUGAUGAUAGACGCCUAUCAAAUACUCAGGGUAUGAGUUCAUCACCUGCUAAGAAGACUCCAAUUACUUCCCCAUACAAAUGUAUUAGAGAACUGGACUCAGCUGAAAGAUGGAUAGAGCGAACAAGUGUUGUUACAAAGCAAGAUCACAUGCAAAAUCUAGAAAAUGCACGGUUGAUUUUGUUGGAUAUUAUUGGUGACUUACCAGUAGAAAAUCUUCCAAAUGAAAGGAUGACUAGUGAUGAAGUAAGCAGUAAAAAAGAAAAAGAUGCUGUAUGUCAAAUAAACAGAAAAGAGCCACCAAAGAUUUUACAAGAAGUUGAUGAAUUGGCAGAUUUGUUGUGUGGCCUGGACAUAGCACAUGGGCUAUCCUUUACAAAUUCACCAUCUAAAGCGUUUGAUGAUAAUGCAGCUCUUCAGUUCAAGAAUAAUGCCUGCUUUGAUCAGGUACAUACUGUUUCCUCAGAAUCCAAUACAGAAUUUAAAAUGCAAUCAAAUGAAAAUGCAGAAAAUACUGUCAAACAAGGGAUUGAGAUGAUUGAAAAUUUAAUUUUUGAUUCUUCUAAUACACAGACCCUUUACUCACCUACUAAUAAACAUAUUUUAGUAUCAGAAUUAUCAGAUGUGGAAUUUAUGAAAACACCAAGCAUUUCAACAAAAAAGAAACUUGAUACAAUACAAACAGAAUUUCAGCCUCUUAAUUCUCCUACUGCUGAAAAACUAAUACCACUAUCUGCAGUUAAUGAUGAAUCAGUUGUAGAGACUGUUGUUGACACAUUAGAAUACAAAUUUCAGCUUCCAGAUUCUCCUACAGUUAAAAAAACAACACAGACUUCACUUGAUGAUGAACUGAUUGUAGAGACUGUUGCAGACCCUACUGAUCCAUUCCAAACCAAAUUUCAGCUUCCUAAUUCUCCUCCUGUUGAAAAAUGUAAUGCUACACCAACAAAAGAACUUAAAGAUGAUGAUAAAUUUACUUUAAAGACUGCCACUGUCAGCAGUGAUCCUUUCAAAACACAAUUUCAGCUACCUAAUUCACCCUCAGCUGACAAACCAGUUUCACAAGCAACAGUUGGUGAUGAAUUAGCUGUCGAAAAGUCCACUGAUCCAUUCAAAACAAAAUUUCACUUACCUAAUUCUCCUUCUGUUGAAAAGGAAAUACAACCUACAGUUGAUGAAUUUGUCAAAGAGAAGGCUACAGAUCCAUUCACAACCAAAUUUCAGUUACCUAAUUCUCCUUCUGUUGACAAAGCAGUUUCACAAGCAACAGUUAAUGAUGAAUUAGCUGUAGAAAAGUCUACUGAUCCAUUCAAAACAAAAUUUCAGUUACCUAAUUCUCCUUCUGUUGACAAAGCAGUUUCACAAGCAACAGUUAAUGAUGAAUUAGCUGUAGAAAAGUCUACUGAUCCAUUCAAAACAAAAUUUCAGUUACCUAAUUCUCCUUCCGUUGAAAAGAAAAUACAACCUACAGUUGAUGAAUUUGUCAAAGAGAAGGCUACAGAUCCAUUCACAACCAAAUUUCAGUUACCUAAUUCUCCUUCUGUUGACAAAGCAGUUUCACAAGCAACAGUUAAUGAUGAAUUAGCUGUAGAAAAGUCUACUGAUCCAUUCAAAACAAAAUUUCAGUUACCUAAUUCUCCUUCUGUUGACAAAGCAGUUUCACAAGCAACAGUUAAUGAUGAAUUAGCUGUAGAAAAGUCUACUGAUCCAUUCAAAACAAAAUUUCAGUUACCUAAUUCUCCUUCCGUUGAAAAGAAAAUACAACCUACAGUUGAUGAAUUUGUCAAAGAGAAGGCUACAGAUCCAUUCACAACCAAAUUUCAGUUACCUAAUUCUCCUUCUGUUGACAAAGCAGUUUCACAAGCAACAGUUAAUGAUGAAUUAGCUGUAGAAAAGUCUACUGAUCCAUUCAAAACAAAAUUUCAGUUACCUAAUUCUCCUUCUGUUGAAAAGGAAGUACAACCUACAGUUGAUGAAUUUGUCAAAGAGAAGGCUACAGAUCCAUUCACAACCAAAUUUCAGUUACCUACUUCUCCUUCUGUUGACAAAGCAGUUUCACAAGCAACAGUUGGUGAUGAAUUAGCUGUAGAAAAGUCUACUCAUCCAUUCAAAACUAAAUUUCAGUUACCUAAUUCACCCUCUCUUGACAAACAAAUACAGUUGGCAGUUGAUGAUGAAUUUCUUUCAGAGGUCACUGACCCAUUCAAAACAAAAUUCCAACUACCUAAUUCUCCUUCUGUUGAAAAGGAAAUACAACCUACAUUUGAAGACUUUGUCGUAGAGAAGGCUACAGAUCCAUUUACAACCAAAUUUCAGUUACCUAAUUCUCCUUCUGUCGACAAACCAGUUUUACAAGCAACAGUUGGUGAUGAAUUAGCUGUAGAAAAGUCUACUGAUCCAUUUAAAACAAAAUCUCAGUUACCUAAUUCUUCUAUUGACAAAGCAGUUUCACAACCAACAGAUGAUGAUGAAUUAGCUGUAGAAAAGUCUACUGAUCCAUUCAAAACAAAAUUUCAGUUACCUAAUUCUCCUUCUGUUGAAAAGGAAAUACAACCUACAGUUGAUGAAUUUGUCAUAGAGACGGCUACAGAUCCAUUCAAAACUAAAUCUCAGUUACCUAAUUCUCCUUCUGUUGACAAAGCAGUUUCACAAGCAACAGUUGAUGAUGAAUCAGUUAAGCCUACUAAUCCAUUCAGUGGUAAAGCCCAACUUUCUAACUCUCCUAGGUUAGAUUCAUUAAAGCCAUUUGCACGUAAUGACAAACUGCAAACAGAAAAUCUGGUGAUUGCACAUACUGGUUUGCAUGAAACUGAUCAAAACAAAUGUUUACAGGAUUCCACCUCUGGUUACAAUUUACUUAAAGAAAUGAAUUUAAACCCAGUUGUUGCUUCUGAUGCUCCACACAUAAAAGCAGAUAGCUCUUCCUGUGGAUUAGUAGGUCAACCCUGUCUUAAUAUUUCUAAAAACAAAUCAGUGGAUUUUACCAAUGGAGUCCUGGAAUCAGAUUUAAACACAUUUAAAGAUUUUUCAAUUAAAGAUUUAUCUAAAGAAGAAAGUCAGGUCAUACCUCAUGAACAAGCUGCAGUUGAGAAAACACCGGUAGAAGAUAACCUCUUAACUGCUGAAAGUCAAGUACUCAAUUUAGAAGUAAAACAUGCAAAUGAGGACAAUACUGACUUCGAGAAUGAUGAAAAUUUUAUACCAGCUACUGAAGCCUUCAACAACCCUGAAUUUUUUGACAUGCUUGAGAAGUCUUCAAAUAUUAAGGGACCAAACUCAAAAAGAGGCUCUGUACUACUGAAAUUUGAUCCACUACAAGAGAGGAGGGAGUCUUUACUAUCUAAACCAUUGUGUUCUAGUCCAGGUCCCAUACAUAAACCACCUAGAGUUUCUGAUGUAUUUAAAGACUCUAAAGCUCUUGGAUUAAGCUUUGUAGAUGACAGUGUCUGUUUGUUUGGCACUCCUCCGCGCGUUGCUAGAAGGCGGACAUUAACUCGGCGUGUGUACAACAACAGAGUUCAGUCGAUUGAGGAGGAAAGUGCAGCUAAUGAAGUGGAUAUGAUUUUUGGUAUAGAUGAAGACUGUGAUGGAAUGGAUACGAUAGUUCAUGAAAACUUGAUACCAGGAAGUAAAGGUGCAGUUCUUGUUGAUGUUGGUGAGCCGUGUACCUACACAGAAAGUGAGGUAAAACGAAUACGUGCUGAUCUUACCAUGCACUUUCAAGAACUUAUUUUAAAGAAGGAUAAAGAAUUUCAGGAAAAGCUUAAAGUGCAAGAAGAUGAAGCAAACAAAGAAAAGGCUCAGCUUAAAGCUGAUAGUGAUGGCCUAAAGAACAAAGUAAAAAAUCUUCAAGGAAAACUUAGGAGUCUAAAUGAAGUCAUGAAAGAAUACACAGACAUAAUUUCUCAAGUAACUGCUGAGAAGAAAAAAGUAACAGCAGAGCAAGAAAAAUUGACAAUUGAGCUAGCAGAAUUACAAAAGUAUAAUAGCCAGGUUCUGGAUGACAAUAAGACACUAGAGAAGUCAUUUGAUGAUCUUUUUCACAGAUAUGAAAAGUUAAAACAGACUCUAGAAAAAGCUGCUGAGAAUGAAAAAAUAUUGAAACAAGCAGUUGAAAGUGCUCAAGAAAAAUUUAAAUCAAGCAAAGAGACAGCCAAAAAAAUUAAAGAAAUGGCUGAAACAAAGAUAGCAGAACAAGAGGACAAAUAUGAGAAACUGACAACUUCAACCAAGUCUGAAAUCACUAGACUAGAAGCAGCUCUAAAAAUGAAAGAAAUGCAAAUUCAGGGACUUGAAUCCACCUUGGAACAAAAGAGAAAAGAAAACAAGGAACUAACUGAUUUGUGUGAUUCAUUAAUCAACAAAGUUUCAUGAAAAUAUACUUUAUACAAAUAACAAUGUGAAAAUGCUGUAAAAUUGAAAAAUUCAACUGUUAUUCUGGUCUUUGUUCAUUAUUUCUUCAUUUAUAUUAUUUACUAAAAUGUUCCCUGGAAAAAUUAUUGUAAUCUUCAAAAUUCUAUUACUUUUUGCUAAAAUGCAAAAUCAUAAAUAAGGUAAUUAUUUAUUAGUUUACUUUAAUUAUUUAAAGUUAUAUAAGGAUUUUUUUUUAACAACUUUAAAUUGUAUAUUUGGCUGUGUUUAUUUUUCUAUAGCUUACUGCCUUUUUAAAAAGAUGCUGUAUGUAAAUUACAAGUAUUUGAAAAAAAGUUUUGCUAUUAUUUUUCAGACAUAAAAAACUUUUUCAUUAAUAAGAUAUUUACAUGUUUGUUUGUUUUUUUUUUCAAAAAAACAAACAAACAAUUAGCUAUACUCAAAGGUUACAUAUUGUAUGAUUUAAUGCUUGUUUCUUUUUUUAUUUGUCCAUGUGGUGAAUUUUUAUUUUCCUCAUUUUAUUAUGACCCUACAUUAUUGAGUCAGAUUUGUACUUAAAGCUGCUAGUGCUAGAGCUGAUUUUUAUUUAAUUUAAUAUUCAGAUGUACUCAACAUUUUUUUAAGCAUAUUAAAAUGCUUAGUCAUAUGUCACUUGGUAAAUUAGAUAGAUAAUAACCUGUUAUUAGUCAAAUUGGUUGAGUUUUCACCACUUUAAAAUCUACUGAAGGAAAAACUUACAAUUAAAGAGCUUUAGGUGCUUAGUUCAGAUGUUUAAAAUGUCUAACGAUCUUAUGAAUAUUAAAACUAUACAUAUUGACUUAAUAGCAUGUAAAUAAAAUUUAAAGAUCUGA